UUUGAAACUGUCUUUCAUUCUUGUGCCCUGUAGGAGAACACAGCUUCUGAGGGGGUAUUCCAGCAGGUUCUUGGCCAUGUCUCCCAGGCCUAGUGUUGAGCUCACAGGGUGCUUCUGGCCAGAAGUGAGCUGCAGGUCUUUGUGUUGGUCAUCGUCAUCAUUGCUGUGAGAUCUGCCUGUCUGUUGACCCCUGACCCCGCAGUUCCUGUUAUCACCCAAUCAUCAUGGCCCCUGUGCCACCUGGCAUCCGCUUCCUGGCCUCCUUCAACAGAGACCAGUGGUGAGUUUUGUAUGUCUGUCUGUCAGAUCAAUACGUUCUGUUGGUUUGUGCCCCUACUCUGUUUUUUAGGGGUAUUUGUCAGUACAGGACUGGCUUACACGUGAACUUAGUUGUAAAUUGUUGAUGACUUAUCAUGAAGAGACCUCAGGGCUCAAGCCAUACUGUUCAUGUGUGUGCCUGUGCAGGAUUGUACAUGUGAAUGUGUGUCUGUGCUUGUAGCCGUUUCUAUUUAGUCCUAAUUAUGUGUUUUCUGCGAGAGAGUGAAUUGGCCGGGUCACAGAGAAAGAGAGCGAGAGCACUGUGCAACUAACACAACGGUCCUCUAAGUUCCCAUACAUCAUGUAGAGGAGGGCAUACGCACCAUCUACUGUAUGUGGCAUAGCCCUGUAUACGUACAGGCUGCUUAAUGAUCACGUAUCCCGUUCAUUAUUAGGGCCAGGAGUUGUUCCUGCUCAGGUCACAUGGUUAGGAAAAACUCCUGAUCCUAUUUAUUAUCAAGAGAAAGAGUGGGGAACCAUGUUCUGAACCUGACUUCGAAGUAUUUCUUAGAGCUUUAUCACAUUUCAUUGCGUUCAUACUGAUUGUUAUACUGUGCGAGUGACAGUGGCAUGCUGAAAUCGAGGUUGUAAACCUUUGUCCCUGUGUGGCUGUAGCCAGUAUAGUCUCCCUCUGCUCAGUCUCUAUAUGUACAGUAUGUCUGGUCCUAUCAGAGAGUUGGAGCUGGGACAGUGGUGGUGUUCUGUGGUAUCACAGAGCCACUGACAUGUUUUUCACUAAAUUACUGCCAACAGGGAAGAUACAUUGCCAGUGUCCUAACUGUCCCCUUCCUGUCCUGUCUUGUGAACACAACCCCCUCCCCACUAGACACACAGAGAGAGAGAUACAAACACACACACAUGCUGUUGUGAAUGUGCCUAGGCAAUCAGGGAAUCUUCCCUCUGGCUACUUUCCACCCCUAACAAUUGGUCUGUAGGGAUGGUUUAUUUUUUUAUUUUUUUUGUCAUUUAGCAGACGCUCUUAUCCAGAGCGACUUACAUGAGCAAUUAGGGUUAAGUGCCUUGCUCAAGGGCACAUCAGCAGAUUUUUCACCUAGUCGGCUUGGGGAUUAGAACCAGCGACCUUUCGGUUACUGGCACAACGCUCUUAAACACUAAGCUACCUGCCGUGGGGUUAAGAUGUCAAGACUGCCAUAAAUUGCUGUGUUUGGCUAGGUCAGGGGCAGACCCACGUCGAGGUGGCUGUGUUUGGCUAGGUCAGGGGGUAGACGCGUCCAGAUAUGUCAAACUCGAUUUGUUUGCCAAUUGCACAAGUCCCCAAGGAAAUGACUGAGUGGGAAAAUUAAAGGAACGGCACAUCCUGGCCUUUGUUAUCCUUACCAGUUCUCACUGUGUACUUUUAACAUUGAAUUAUUUUGCAAAGAUUAGCAAAUUCCUUUGAUUGUGUAGGUGUAGCUAUCCUCCCAGGUGAAAUGUUUGAUCUCCAUUCAGCUCGUUUACGCCACUAUAAAAGAAGCCAGCCAGUCAGUUCAGCCAAGAGGUCCAAAGUCCAGUUGUCCUCCACCCCCUCAGAAUAUAAGUUAACAUCAACAACAUAUCUAAGGACAGAUCUAGGAUCAGAUUACCCUAAAUCCAAACCUCACAUUGACCAUUGCGAGAAUGAAACGAGAUCUCACCCUGUAUCAGUCGUCAGGGAUGAAUGCUACCCACUGACUACCUCCUCCCGUCCAGCCCUUCUCACUGCUGCCCCCUUGUGUUGUCCCCCUCCAGGUACCGAGCCUUCACAUUUGGCCUCACCUUCCUUCUGUACACCAGCUUCCACCUGUCCAGAAGACCCAUCAGCAUCGUCAAGGUAACAUAAACACACACACACAGACAGACACACUGAUGUAUCCUAUAGGGAAUUUGCUGUACUAUACUGGCAUAACACAUAAUAAGAGAUUUACUCACUAAACACUCCUCUCCACACAUUAAAUAUACAGUGGGGAGAACAAGUAUUUGAUACACUGCCAAUUUUGCAGGUUUUCCUACUUACAUAGCAUGUAGAGGUCUGUAAUUUUUAUCAUAGGUACACUUCAACUGCGAGAGACGGAAUCUAAAACAAAAAUCCAGAAAAUCACAUUGUAUGAUUUUUAAGUAAUUAAUUAGCAUUUUAUUGCAUGACAUAAGUAUUUGAUACAUCAGAAAAGCAGAAAUUAAUAUUUGGUACAGAAACCUUUGUUUGCAAUUACAGAGAUCAUACGUUUCCUGUAGGUCUUGACCAGGUUUGCACACAUUGCAGCAGGGAUUUUGGCCCACUCCUCCAUAUAGACCUUCUCCAGAUCCUUCAGGUUUCGGGGCUGUCGCUGGGCAAUACGGACUUUCAGCUCCCUCCAAAGAUUUUCUAUUGGGUUCAGGUCUGGAGACUGGCUAGGCCACUCCAGGACCUUGAGAUGCUUCUUACGGAGCCACUCCUUAGUUGCCCUGGCUGUGUGUUUUGGGUCGUUGUCAUGCUGGAAGACCCAGCCACGACCCAUCUUCAAUGCUCUUACUGAGGGAAGGAGGUUGUUGGCCAAGAUCUUGCGAUACAUGGCCCCAUCCAUCCUCCCCUCAAUACGGUGCAGUUGUCCUGUCCCCUUUGCAGAAAAGCAUCCCCAAAGAAUGAUGUUUCCACCUCCAUGCUUCACGGUUGGGAUGGUGUUCUUGGGGUUGUAUUCAUCCUUCUUCUUCCUCCAAACACGGCGAGUGGAGUUUAGACCAAAAAGCUCUAUUUUUGUCUCAUCAGACCACAUGACCUUCUCCCAUUCCUCCUCUGGAUCAUCCAGAUGGUCAUUGGCAAACUUCAGACGCAGGGGGACCUUGCGUGCGCUGCAGGAUUUUAAUCCAUGACGGCGUAGUGUGUUACUAAUGGUUUUCUUUGAGACUGUGGUCCCAGCUCUCUUCAGGUCAUUGACCAGGUCCUGCCGUGUAGUUCUGGGCUGAUCCCUCACCUUCCUCAUGAUCAUUGAUGCCCCACGAGGUGAGAUCUUGCAUGGAGCCCCAGACCAAGGGUGAUUGACCGUCAUCUUGAACUUCUUCCAUUUUCUAAUAAUUGCACCAACAGUUGUUACCUUCUCACCAAGCUGCUUGCCUAUUGUCCUGUAGCCCAUCCCAGCCUAGUGCAGGUCUACAAUUUUAUCCCUGAUGUCCUUACACAGCUCUCUGGUCUUGGCCAUUGUGGAGAGGUUGGAGUCUGUUUGAGUGUGUGGACAGGUGUCUUUUAUACAGGUAACGAGUUCAAACAGGUGCAGUUAAUACAGGUAAUGAGUGGAGAACAGGAGGGCUUCUUAAAGAAAAACUAACAGGUCUGUAAGAGCCAGAAUUCUUACUGGUUGGUAGGUGAUCAAAUACUUAUUUUAUGCAAUAAAAUGCAAAUUAAUUACUUAAAAAUCAUACAAUGUGAUUUUCUGGAUCCGUCUCUCACAGUUGAAGUGUACCUAUGAUAAAAAUUACAGACCUCUACAUGCUUUGUAAGUAGGAAAACCUGCAAAAUCGGCAGUGUAUCAAAUACUUGUUCUCCCCACUGUAUGUUGGGUUUACUGUAGUUUGUGCUUUUUUCAGUGUGUGCACACAUGAAUGUUUGCUCAUUCUGAUUAUUUGUUCCACAGAGUGAGCUACAUAAGAACUGCUCAGCUCUCAAUGAGCUCUCCACAGCCAGUAGUAGCCAGCUGUCUAACCUCCACACAGAUGCAGAGUGCAGCUGGAAACCCUUUGGUGAGACCCCACUCAACCCUUGUUCUCCCCCUCUUUCAUCCUCCUCUCAAUCCCACUUUCUCUACUACAUUCUAUGCAUCCUCUAUCCCUACACUUAUCACUAAUCACAUAUUUUUUUACUAUUCAUUCACACAUUGUUGUCGAUCCCCAUAACCAAACCCAGGAGCCUGUAUUCAGAUGAGUUGUCCUUGGUUGAAUUGAUGUCAUUCUCAUGUAAAACUACCUCCAUAUCCAGAUAAAAGCAACUAUAAGCAGCUGCUGGGAGCCGUGGACUACUCCUUCCUCUGUGCCUAUGCUGUGGGCAUGUUCCUCAGGUAAGGCUAAAACUAGGCAGUCCACUUUACCUGAUCAGGAAAACCUCUGGGCUCUAGUUAUCGGCUAAAGCUCUUCCCCAUCUCUUGUCCGCCAGUCAGUCAGUCAUUAAAUCUGCAGGCAGAGUCUAUGGGUGUUGCGGUGACCGUAUUACUGCCACACCGGUGGUCAUGAAGGCAGUCAAAUUCCACAUGACUGUUUAGUUACGGUAAUUAGGCUUCUCCAAGCUCAUAUGCUCAGCUGGUAGAGCACGGAGCUUGUAACGCCAAGGUAGUGGGUUCGAUCCCCGGGACCACCCAUACACAAAAAUGUAUGCACGCAUGACUGUAAGUCGCUUUGGAUAAAAGCGUCUGCUAAAUGGCAUAUUAUUAUUAUAUUAUUAUAUGCUGCUGAUGGUCAUUAGUAGCCUACCAAACUUGCGAACUACCUGGUACUCAGCACUCUAUUGUCCCUCUAAUCACUCUGACAUCAAUGCAAAUGUAAUUGAAAAUCUAAUCAAACACUUCAUGAGAGCUCAUGUUGCGCAACAUUUCUAUAGGCUAUGCAAAUGCAUGAGAAAACAGCGUGAUGGCCUCUAUUAAAAAGAGGAGGAUCCCAUCAGCUUUCUAUAGGCUAGGCCUACUAUAUUUAUUUCUCAAUUUUCCUAAUAUUAAGCACAUUGCUUAUCUUUACAACAGGAGUUAAACCUACCUGGCUGGCAUGAAAAAGAACCACGGGAAAAGCAUCCGCCAUUCGCUAUUUAAGAGCAUAGAUGACAUGUAUUUUUUCCCCUGCCCCUGUUUCGAGACAGGUGCACGAUAAUGGUCCAUUCUAAAUCAAAACAAAUUUCACACAUAUGUUAUUUAGUAUAUGUAAAGACAAGAUUAAAUCAAGAAUAGUCUGAUGGGUGACAAUAUUAGCCUAUCACUUGUGAAUUAUAUGUUAUCACUUGUGAAUGAUGCCCAGCAUAAGGCUAGAAACAAUGCCUUUUUUUGCAACUUUUGACAUUUACAUUUAAGUCAUUUAGCAGACGCUCUUAUCCAGAGCGACUUACAGUUAGUGAGUGCAUACAUUUAUUUUUAUUGAUAAAAAAAAUUAAAAAAUUCUAAUCAUAGUCACACACCUCAUGUAGCCUAGCCCAUAGGCCUAAAUGUUUUGAUAAGGUUUGUAUCACAACUAAAGUGGCCAAACAAUUUCUUAAAAUUAAGCACAUUAAUCUGCUUUACAAAGGGUGUAGAGCCUAACUGGCAAACAUAAGCAGCGCAUGAAUUUCAAGUUUGGGGACGAUUAUUUUCACCAAAGAAAUGCACCUUUAUAAUAAAAGCAUUACAUGCAUAAUCGCAUUUGGGGUCACUUUUGAUAAUGGUGUUUUCCCGCUAAUGGAACAAUCGCGCUUAUAGCCACUGGCCGCAAAAGGCAUGACUUUUUUUAGGGUGCGUUACGGCCACACAAAGGGGACGCCGGGAAAUUUGAGGCAUUAACAAGUGUGUACAGCCUGUGCAAAAAACUAAGCAGAGCUCAUGCCUUUUCAAGCAACUUUUUUCAAAUCAUCAUUAGUCACAUCAUGCAGCCUUACAAUGUAUUAAAAAUCAAAACAUAUAGCCCAACGUUUGUAGAACAACUAAAGUUACAUGAAUAACUAGAAGCGUAAAGGAGUACCUAUUUCUUUGUUAACCGCUCAACACAGAAUAGCUGCAUGUGCACACUCCCUCAAAUCGUUUGGAGAAAAUAUCCUUUCUAUUUUAUUCAGCUUUGUUCAAUUGUAUUCUGCAUACUAUAAAAUAAUGCCAUGGAAUUCUAAGCAAAUCUUGUCUGCUAAAUGAACUAGUGUAGCCCACAGCCAUUCGGCAUAGCCAGAUCAGGACUAACAUAAGGACAACUCAGAGUAUCCUAUUCUGUUCUUCUGAAAUAGACUACAUUUUCUUCAUAUCAUGUUUAUUUUAGACCUGUCGAAAAUAAAUAAAUUAUGGAUUUAUUGUGAAGGUGUAGGCUAUAUUACAUGGAUUUAUUAGACUUUUUUAAAUGUGGAUGUUCCAAAGGUCUGCAUCAGUGGCUUGUAGGCUAUGUGUGGAAGCCAGGAGAUGCUAAAUGUGUUUAUGUUAAUUAACGGUCAAUUACCGUGAGACCAACAGUUAUUUGCUUGACAAUCACCGGCUAACUACAUUUUGUGACCGCCACAGCCCUAGCAGUCUCAAUUGGGUGUUCUUCGUUGGUGAGCAGACCCUGAUUUCAAGAAUUUUAACAGAUUUCAAUUAUUUUUUAGCCAGAUCCUAAUUGGGAUAUCGAAUUUUAUGUUCCUUUUGAUGGCGUUGAAGGCCCUUCUUGCCUUGUCUCUCAGAUCGUUCACAGCUUUGUGGAAGUUACCGGUGGUGUUGAUGUUUAGGCCGAGGUAGGUAUAGUUUUUGUGUGUGCUCUAGGGCAACGGUAUCUAGAUGGAAUUUGUAUUUGUGGUCCUGGCAACUGGAUCUUUUUUGGAACACAAUUAUUUUUGUCUUAGUGAGAUUCACUGUCAGGGCCCAGGUCUGACAUAAUCUGUACAGAAGAUCUAAUUACUGCUGUAGUCCCUCCUUGGUUGGGGACAGAAGCACCAGAUCAUCAGCAAACAGUAGACAUUUGACUUCAGAUUCUAGGAGGGUGAGGCUAGGUGCUGCAGACUUCUAGUGCCCUCGCCAAUGUUUUUAUAUAUAUGUUGAAGAGGUUGGGGUUCAAGCUGCAUCCUUGUCUCACCCCACGGCCCUGAGGAAAGAAAUCAGUGUGUUUUUUGCCAAUUUUAACCGCACACUUGUUUGUGUACAUGGAUUUUAUAAUGUUGUAUGUUUUUCUCCCAACACCGCUUUCCAUCAAUUUAUAUAGCAGACCCCUAUGUCAAAUUGAGUCAAGCUUUUUUGAAAUCUACAAAACAUGAGAAGACUUUGUUUUGUUUGUUUUUAGGGUGUGUUGUGUGAAUACGUGGUCUGCCAUACGGUAAUUUGGUAAAAAGCCAAUUUGAAAUUUGCUCAGGACGUUGUUUUCACUGAGGAAAUGUAGGAGUCUGCUGUUAAUGAUAAUGUAGAGAAUUUUCCAGAGGUUGCUGUUGAUGCAGAUCCCAUGGUAGUUAUUGGGGUCAAAUUUGUCUCCACAUUUGUAGAUUGGGGUGACCAGUCCUUGGUUCCAAAUAUUGGGGAAGAUGCCAGAGCUGAGGAUUGUGUUAAAGAGUUUUAAGUAUAGCAAAUUGGAAUUUGUGGUCUGUAUAUUUUUUAUCAUUUCAUUUAGGAUACCAUCAACACCACAGGCCUUUUUGGGUUUGAGUGUUUGUAUUUUGUCCUGUAGUUCAUUCAAUGUAAUUGGAGAAUCCAGUGGGUUCUGGUAGUCUUUAAUAACUGAUUCUAAGAUUUGUAAAUGAUCAUGUGUAUGUUUUUGCUGUUUGUUCUUUAUUUUAUAGUGCCAAAAAGAGAAGCGGUUUAUCCAUACAUCUCCAUUUUGGAUAGAUAGCUCUUCGUGUUGUUGUUUGUUUAGUGUGUUCCAAUUUUCCCAGAGGUGGUUAGAUUCUAUGGAUUCUUCAAUUACGUGCGCGUCCUUCUUUUUCCUUAGUGUAUUCCUGUACUGUUUUAGUGUUUCACCACAGUAAAGGCUUAGGUUUUCUUGGUCGCUGUGGUUUUGGUUGGAUAGAUUUCUACAUUUCUUUUAGGUUUUUGCAUUCUUCAUCAAACCAUUUGUCAUUGUUGUUAAUUUUCUUAGGUUGUCUGCUUGAAAUGUUUAGAUUUGAUGGGGAAGCGGAAAGGUCAAAUAUACAGUUUACACCUUCACUAUUGCAGUGAAACGUUUUGUCCAGAAAGUUGUCUAAAAGGGAUUGAAUUUGUUGUUGCCCAAUUGUUUUUUGGUAGGUUUCUUCACUACUUUCCUUCCAUCUAUAGCAUUUCUUAACAGUAUGCGUUUGUUUGGCUUUGAUGUCUCAUGAUUCAGUAUUGCUCUGUUCAAGUAGACUGUGAUUUUGCUGUGAUCUGAUAUGAGUGUCAGUGGGCUGACUGUGAACGCUCUGAGAGACUCUGGGUUGAGGUCAGUAAUAAAGUAAUCAACAGUACUACUGCUAAGGGAUGAGCUGUAGGUGUAUCUACCGUAGGAGUUCCCUCAAAGCCUACCAUUGACUAUGUACAGACCCAGUGUUGUGACCCAUUUUGUUGGUUGUUUUAUCGUAGUUGUGUCUAGGGGGGAAUAUCUCGCUCUUUUUUUUCCUCUCUCUUUUUGUCUUUCGCUCUCUCUCCUCUCACUCCCCCUUUCUCUCCCUCUCUCUCUUUUAGCCAUGAAAAGGUCCUCAUUCUGUCGCUUUGCAUUUCCACAGUGUUACAACAUGAACACAGUGUGCUUUUCAAGGACAGUGUUGCGUAACUAACUCUGUGCCCCAGCAAGGUCAAACAGCUUCUAGCCAAGCUUGUGGCGGGCUGGAUGUCAUGCUAAAUAGUGUUGGUUAUUUUAUUUUCAUUUAAUUCAAAACUGAUGUUUCGUUGUAUCAGGGGUAGAGAACAUUUUUCAAUAUGCCAGCCAAUUCUCAUGCUGAAUAUGCCAGCCAUUUUUGUCAGCCUGCAUUGGGCGCCGAGUGGCGCAGUGGUCUAAGGCUGUGCCACUAGAGAUCCUGGUUCGAAUCCAGGCUCUGUCGUAGCCGGCCGCGACCGGGAGACCCAUGGGGGGCGCACAAUUGGCCCAGCGUCGUCCAGGGUAGGGGAGGGAAUGGCCGGCAGGGAUGUAGCUCAGUUGGUAGAGCAUGGCGUUUGCAACGCCAGGGUUGUGGGUUCGAUUCCCACAGGGGGCCAGUAUGAAAAAAUUAAAUAAUGUAUGCACUCACUAACUGUAAGUCGCUCUGGAUAAGAGCGUCUGCUAAAUGACUUAAAUGUAAAUGUAAAAUGAAACUGGUCUUAUGCAUUGUUAAAAUGUCAUUGUGCGUCCUGCAGUGGCAUCAUCGGUGAACGCCUGCCCAUCCGUCUGUACCUGACGUUUGGCAUGCUGAUGAGCGGCCUCUUCACCUGUCUGUUUGGCCUGGGCUACAUCUACAACAUCCACAGCCUUGGCUUCUAUAUAUUUGUCCAGGUAAGUCACAAAGUGGACCUACUGUAACUACCUACACAUGUACAAUAUAAGUCAAGCCAUACAAAAUUGUUGGUCUGACAUUUCAUAGGAAGACAAGUUCAGAAUUCAGAGGUCAAAAGUUGUAUAUUCUGAAUGUUUUUCUAACUCUGUGUUUCUCCUCUGCCUCAGGUGGCUAAUGGCUUGGUUCAGACCACUGGCUGGCCCAGUGUUGUCACAUGCAUCGGGAACUGGUUUGGAAAGGGAAGGUAAGCCACGAGAUCUGUUGUUAAUGAAAUGAUUCCUCCAUAGUUCAGAUACACUGAAAUUAUAGGAGAUGCAUUGAAUAGAAAAUAGUUAUAGAAGAUACAUUGAAGUUAAAACAGGAUUCUAACUGGUUUGCCUGGUAGGAGGGGUCUGAUCAUGGGCCUGUUCACAUAAUAACACUAACCUAACCCUUUUUAUAACUGGUGUCUCCUACAGGAGGGGUCUGAUCAUGGGCAUAUGGAACUCCCACACCUCCGUGGGCAACAUCUUGGGCUCUCUGAUUGCAGGCUACUGGGUCUCCUCCAACUGGGGCCUGUCCUUCAUCGUUCCCGGCCUCGUCAUCGCUGCCAUGGGAAUCAUCUGCUUCCUCUUCCUCAUCGAACGUGAGUACUGCUAUGUGAUUGGUUGGAGGAGGAAGAGACUCGUCCCAUUUGCCUUUGAGUAGCUUCGAUGCUUGAUUUAUGCGAUGGUCAGAGUUUUGCAUGCUGAUAUUUACUGUGAUUUUGGUUUAAACUGUUCUUGGUUUUGUCUGUAGAUCCAAAUGAUCUUAGAAGCAUCCAUGCUGUACAGAACCCUGCUCCCUGCAGCAACAAUGUGAGUACUUAGGAUGUCUCGCUUGUUCUCAAAAGCAUCUCUAGUUAGUAUAGACAUAAUAUGAAGGACAUUUCAGAGGUAUAAAUUCACAGAUAUAUUCAUGAAUCACAGACCGUAAAAGCCCCACUUUGUUAUAUGCUUAGUCUAAAUGCCAUUUUGGAAAUGUGUGUCCGUGAGUGGGAUCAUUGUGUGGAUCACACGUCAUCAGAAUUUGCCUGGAUAGCAUCACAUCUGUCGCACAUCGCGCCCGGCAACCAUUUCCUAGACAACUGUCGUCCACUUUAGCUCCUUGUGUAGACGUAGAGUACCUGAGUGUCUCCGAGAGCGUGGGCUGGCUCUGGUAAAAAGGCCUCCCUGGAGACAGACACACAAAUCAAAAAGAGAUGAAACAUUAUGAACGUGGGCAGAUUCAUUGUAUAAGCUUUAUUUAGGGUUCUUCUUGAUUGACAGGUCUCAUUUUCAGUCUCCCACUCUACUAUGAACUGCAUUGCAGUUGUUUUCACUGGUAGCUGGUGGAACACCUACCAGUACAUUGUGGUAAACUAUAUUGUACUUUGUUUUUGUUUUUUGCUCAUGCAGCAAAAGCUGACAAAGAACUGGAAUGGGACGAAUGGACACAAGCAACUGUACCAUUCAUACAAACAGGGAGACAAAUAUCAGGUGUGCCUGUUUUUAUCGGAGUUUGUCUGUGUUUAUGUUAGUGUCUGUAUGUGGAUCUGUGUGUUAUUAACCCUUGUUUUUCCCCUCCAUCUCUCUCUCAGAACUGGGACACAGAUCUGCUGCUCCCUCAGGACAACAACAGCAGUGUGUCUGUCCCCGUACAGCAGGUGGCGGUGGUGAAGAGCGAAUCAGAGCCCUCGGCCAUCAGCUUCAUGGGAGCUCUACGCAUUCCGGUCAGUCACCUGACCUCUCACACCACCCAUAUCACAUACACACAAUAACAAAGGCCCAGGCCCUGUUCCCCAAAGCCAGGGGUGUCAAACUCAAUUCCUGGAGGGCCAUUUAUCUGCUGGUUUUUGUUAUUUCCUUUCAAUUCAUGUCCAAUUAAGACCUAGACAACCAGGUAAGGUGAGUUUCUAACUAAUAAAUUACCUUAAUUGAUCAAUCAAGUACCAGGGAGGGGCAAAAACCCGCAGAGGAGGACACUGGAAAAUGGCGACUGCUUGAAUCUCAAAGUGCAGCAAGUGAAGUGUGUGAUAAUGAAUGGAAAAUAGUGAAAUCAAAGAAUGGAACUAAACAAGCAGAAGAUGUAGCAGAAGAUGAGGACCUGCAUUUUUUGGACAAGGAGGUUCAUUUGGGAAAUCCAUUUGUAAUAUUGAGGACUGUGGAGAAAGCAGUGGGAAAGGUGGAUUCAAUCAAGGUGACUAGAAGCGGCCUCGUUUUGGUUAAUUGGAGUUAACCAAAGGAGUUAUGACUGGAGUCUCGUUGGAUAUACAGUACCUGUCAAAAGUUUGGACACACCUACUCAUUCAAGGGUUUUUCUUUAUUUUUACUAUUUUCUACAUUGUAGAAUAAUAGUGAAGACAUCAAAACUAUGAAAUAACACAUGGAAUCAUUUAGUAACCAAAAAAGUGUUAAACAAAUCAAAAUAUAUUUGAGAUUCAACAAAUAGCCACCCUUUGCCUUGAUGACAGCUUUGCACACUCUUGGCAUUCUCUCAACCAGCUUCACCUGGAAUGCUUCUCCAACAGUCUUGAAGGAGUUCCCACAUAUGCUGAGCACUUGUUGGCUGCUGUUCUUACACUCUGCGGUCCAACUCAUCCCAAACCAUCUCAAUUGGGUUGAGGUCGGGGGAUUGUGGAGGCAAGGUCAUCUGAUGCAGCACUCCAUCACUCUCCUUCUUGGUCAAAUAGACCUUACGCAGCCUGGAGGUGUGUUGGGUCAUUGUCCUGUUGAAAAACAAAUGAUAGUCCCACUAAGUGCAAACCAGAUGGGAUGGCGUAUCGCUGCAGAAUGCUGUGGUAGCCAUGCUGGUUAAGUGUGCCUUGAAUUCUAAAUAAAUCACAGACCGUGUCACCAGCAAAUCACCAUCACACCACCUCCUCCAUGCUUCACGGUGGGAACCACACAUGCAGAGAUAAUCCGUUCACCUACUCUGCGUCUCUCAAAGACAUGGCGGUUGGAACCAAAAAUCUCAAAUUUGGACUCAUCAGACCAAAGGACAUAUUUCCACCGGUCUAAUGUCCAUUGCUCGUGUUUCUUGGCCCUAGCAAGUCUCUUCUUGUUGGUGUCCUUUAGUAGUGGUUUCUUUGCAGCAAUUCGACCAUAAAGGCCUGAUCCACGCAGUCUCCUCUGAACAGUUGAUGUUGAGAUGUGUCUGUAACUUGAACUCUGAAGCAUUUAUUUGGGCUGCAAUUUCUGAGGCUGGUAACUCUAAUGAACUUAUCUUCUGCAGCAGAGGUAACUCUGGGUCUUCCUUUCCUGUGGCGGUCCUCAUGAGAGCCAGUUUCAUCAUAGCGCUUGAUGGUUUUUUCGACUGCACUUGAAGAAACUUUCAAAGUAAUGAUGGACUGUCGUUUCUCUUUGCUUAUUUGAACUGUUCUUGCCAUAAUAUGCACUUGGUCUUUUACCAAAUAGGGCUAUCUUCUGUAUACCACCUACCCCUACAUUGUCCCAACACAACUGAUUGGCUCAAAUGCAUUAAGAAGGAAAGAAAUUCCACAAAUUAACUUUUAACAAGGCACACCUGUUAAUUGAAAUGCAUUAUUGGUGACUACCUCAUGAAUCUGGUUGAGAGAAUGCCAAUAGUGUGCAAAGCUGUCAUCAAGGCAAAGGGUGGCUACUUUGAAGAAUCUCAAAUAUAAAAUAUAUUUUUUGGUUACUACAUGAUUCAAUAUGUGUUAUUUCAUAGUUUUGGUGUCUUCACUAUUAUUAUACAAUGUAGAAAAUAGUAAAAAUUAAGAAAAACCUUUGAAUGAGUAGGUGUGUCAACUUUUGACUGGUACUGUAGAUGACGAGUACUUUAGUCAGAAAAUCCCAGGAGUGUUCAGUGCACGUCGCAUGACCCGUAUGGUAAAUGGAAGGAAGGAGAAAAGCCUAUCGAUGUUGUUUGAGGAGAUUCUACCUGAAUAUGUGAAGCUUGGAUAUGUGAGGUAUGCGGUGAGAGCAUUUGUGUCCAAACCAUUACAGUGUGGGAAUUGUAAAGGAUAUGGUCACGUGUCAAAUGUUUGCGGAAGGGAGAAGUAAUGUAUUGAAGAAUCUGUCAAUGGAAAAUGUUGCAACUGUGGUGGGGAUCAUACUCCGGACUUCCUUGAGUGCCCUUUUAGGGUGAAUGAGGUUGAGGUGUCAAGGAUCAGGGCUGUACAGCAGAUCUCCUAUGUGGAGGUGGUGAAGAGAGUCGAAGGUGCAAGAGGCAACAGUGUUGAAAAUAUGGCGGUGGAUGCAUUGCAACCAGUUGCUAAUGUUUUAAGUUGAUCGAGUGAUCUGGAUACACUCAUUGUGAAAAAGGUAGAUUUUGUGGCAUUUAUAACCACAGUGAUUCAUUGUAAAGCACAAGUGUCUAAGAAGUCCAAGAAGCUGGACAUCAUAUCUGCAGCCAAUUUAGAUAAUUUUUUCUUACAGAAAAGCAGGUUGGUUUUGUUUAGUUCAUUUCUUUUUUGAUAGUGGGUAUGAUAUUUAAUGUAUUUUUACCCACAUUUAUUUCAUUUUUUGGGAUCCUUAUUAUCCACCCGCACAGUAGUAGGCAGAAUGCACAUCCAAUUGUUGUGAACGCCAUUAUACCAUAAAAGAAGAAGAGCCUGCAAACACAUGUGCCCUAUGCACUUAAAUAGAUCUGAAAUAAUUGCAUAGGUACUGUAUAAGCAACAGGGAAAACCCCUUGCCCUAAACAUACACCAUACAAGGUACCACGGCAUUCUAUUCUGGAGAAAUGUAUAGUUUUUUUUAUUUGUUGACAGUAUGCUUCUCUCUUUCUCUCUCCAGGGAGUAAUAGAGUUCUCGCUCUGUUUGCUGUUUGCCAAGCUGGUCAGCUACACCUUCCUCUUCUGGCUGCCACUCUACAUCACGAAAACAGGUAUGUACAUCACACUUCAACAGUGGUUCUGAACUGGUGGGUUGCGAAUAUUUUUUUAUUUUAAAAAUAAUUAUUAAACAUUUAUAAUCAGUUAAAAAUUUAUAUUAUAUUUUUUAUGAAAAUAUACUCCCGUCUGAGUUUAAACAACUAAUACCAGGUAGAAAGUGUGUAGAAAUUAUAAUGAACCUACAUUUAAAAAAAUUAAAAAAUUCUCUGAAAACGAUUAUUCUUCAUUCACAGUAUUUUCAAUAUAGAGUUAUAAGCAGCACUAUUUAGAUUUUUACAUUUUAGUCAUUUAGCAGACGCUCUUAUCCAGAGCGAUUUACAGUUAGUGAGUGCAUACAUUUUUCAUACUGGCCCCCCAUGGGAAUCAAACCCACAACCCUGGCGUUGCAAACGCCAUGCUCUACCAACUGAGCUACACGGGACACAGAUGAGUUUGUGGUCUCAAACAAGUGAGCUUGCCAACGUUCUUCAUCAAGAAUAUGAGCAAUAUGGAAUUAUUGACAAUUAAAAAGGUGGGAAUGUUGUUCCCUUGUCUAAUAUAAUUGCUACAUUUACUGUCAAUAUAGCAUUAUAGCAUUGUACUCCUGAGUGGCGCAGUGGUCUAAGGCACUGCAUCGCAGUGCUAACUGUGCCACUAGAGAUCCUGGUUCGAAUCCAGGCUCUGUCGCAGCCGGCCGCGACCGGGAGACUCAUGGGCGGCGCACAAUUGGCCCAGCGUCGUCCAGGGUAGGGGAGGGAAUGGCCGGCAGGGAUGUAGCUCAGUUGAUAGAGCAUGGCGUUUGUAACGCCAGGGUUGUGGGUUCGAUUCCAACGGGGGGCCAGUAUAAAAAAAUAUGUAUUCACUAACUGUAAGUCGCUCUGGAUAAGAGCGUCUGCUAAAUGACUAAAAUGUAAAUGUAAAUGUAAUUAAAAAUUAUUUUCCAGAUUGCAUUUUUCCCCAAAUAAGUUGCCAUACGAAUAUUGGGUUGCGACUGAGACAACCUGGUUCAAUUUGGGUGCCGACGCAAAAUCAGUUGAACCAUUACACUAGACUACACCAAAACCCUCACCCCCUGCUACAUCCAUAUAGGAACUCUGUCUGUUUGGUCAAGUAUACGGUACAUGAAUCCAGGGCAUUGUGGAGAGAUCUAUAAGAAGUGUCAGGGCAUUCAGUAUUUGUCCACUACCUGCUAGUCAUUGUCUGAUAGAUACAGUAUCUAUCUGCUAUCUGACAUUUAUGUCUUGAUAGUCUGUGGUCAGGUAUGUGGUCAAACCAGCUCUACCUAUUAGGACAGAGGUUCUCAAACCUUUUCACUCAGGCCUCCCUUCCAGCAUUGGGGAACAUCCCUGCCUGCCGACCCCUCGCCCCACAGUUUGGGAACCACUGUGUUAGGAUACCUAUGCUUUGCUGGUUGUUUUUGUUAGUAUCCUGUGUCACUUGUUUGGUUUGCCAGAGGGUGUGUGGAGAUAAUAUACCUAUCUGUCUAUCUCAGCUCACCUAGAUGCCAAGAAGGCCGGUGAUCUCUCCACUCUGUUUGACGUGGGAGGAAUUGUGGGUAUGUUCCCUUUUAGUUUUUUCAGUGGUUGUUUUUAGAUCUGAUUCUUUGGUAUGAAUCAAACAACUUUAUGAUCUGGAUAUUUGUAUGCUCCUGUGUGUGUUGUCAGAUAUUUGAUUUGUAAAGAUGAAUUAGGAAGUCCUGACAUCAUUCACACAUCAUUAUAAUUGAACUACCCCCAAACCACUAAUUUUAUCUUGAUUGUUGUGCUAAUCUCAUCUCUUUCUGUCUGUGUGUGUGUGUGUGUGUGUGUGUGUGUGUGUGUGUGUGUGUGUAGGGGGAAUCUUGGCUGGGGUCAUAUCUGAUAAACUGGGAAAGAGAGCCACCACCUGUGCAGUGAUGCUGCUGCUGGCUGCUCCUACAGUGAGUGCCUCUUUCCCUGUGUUGCUCUGUUUGUUUCUAUUUCUCUCUUUCUUCUCUCUCUUUCCCUCUCCGUUUCUGAGAAUCAAACCAACUAUCCUGGCGUUGCAAGAACCAUGCUCUUCCAACUGAGGUUCAGAAGACCACUGAGCUACAGAGGACCGUUGACCAUCUCAAUGGCUAAACAUAAGCAUGUAUCAUUUAAUCUUACAGGAGGACAUGAUUUUUAAAGUUCUUAUUUUUGUUCUGUAUCUCAGCUUUAUGGCUUCUCCAUGAUCAGCGAGUUUGGACUGGGACCGACCAUCGGUAAUGAUCCAUUUAUAUUAAUAAGUCCAGUUUUUGUUGCUCUUUUGUGAGAGGGAUUGUAGACUGACUUCAUGACAUCCCACUCCUGAGCUCGUUUACUUAUUGGCUGUGCUAUUCUGACUGUCAAUAACUCCCAGGUGAACAGAGCUAUGUCACAAGCUUGGUUGGUUUUGACAUUCAACCAACGAUCAAGUGAAUCAUGAUGUGAUGUCCAUUUUCCUCAUAGGUAUGCUACUGGUGUGUGGAGGACUAGUGAAUGGGCCAUAUGCCCUUAUUACAACAGCAGUGGCUGCUGAUCUGGUAAGUGUGUAGUGAGUGAGUCUUUCUCACUGUUGUUUUGCACUAAUGUUAAAUAAUCCUCCCUAGUACAGUUUUGUCUUUCUAACCUUUUAGAUCAGCCAUGCUAUGUCAGUAUUUCCUGUGUCUGUGGGCCUUUCUCUGACCUCAUAUCCUGUCCCUCUCUAUUUUGACCUUGGAACCUAGGGAACACACAAGAGCCUGAAGGGCAACGCCAGGGCUCUUUCUACUGUCACGGCCAUCAUUGAUGGCACAGGAUCAGUAGGUCAGUCUCUCCUGUCACCUCCAACCAUACCAGUAGAUCCUAUGUGAUAAAUUAGCUCCACGAGGGGAGAAUUUAGCAUAGGAUUAGCUCUGUGACUUACAAACUGUCCUGUGAUCGUGUUCUUCUCAGGUGCAGCAAUAGGCCCCCUUCUGGCAGGAGUGUUGUCGUCACAGGGCUGGGACCAGGUCUUCUACAUGCUGAUGGCAGCUGACUUCCUAGCACUGUUGGUAGGUGCUGAUGCUUGUUAAUAUUUGUCUUAUUUUGUAUGUGGAUCUUAUAAAAUGAGGCUUUGUGUGUGGAUGUGUUUUCUCUGUAGCUGUUGCUGCGGCUGGUGACGAAGGAGCUGACCUCUGGUAAUGUGGUUAAACCUCGUUCUGGCAGCACCACUGUAGAGUAAGUGAAUUCUCUCUGUUUGGUUUAUAUUCUACUUGUUGUAGUAUGGUGGUAUUGUGUUGUAUACAGGCUUGAUUAUGAUGACUGAUGCCACUGAUCAUGUUAUAUGUUGAUGAUCCAUGUUAAUGUCUAUGUUCUAUGAUCUAUGUUAAUGACUUGUAUUUAAUAUCUGAUUGUGUCUUUUUUAUAUUGUUUGCUGAUGACACCAACAUAUUUUUGUCUGAUAAAGACAGUCAGAAACGUAUCACUAAAUUAACUCCAAUACAAUUGUGAAAGGUAUUGGUGUCAUCAGAUGAAUGCAACAUCUUCCCAAUAAAAAAAUUAAUGGAAUCUGUACUACACCUUACUCUAUCCAUUUAUCUCAUAUUGUAAUGUAGUAUGGGUCAGUACUUAUAAAAGCAACCGCAAUAACAUCUUCAUUCUCCAAAAACUUUUUGUGAGGAUGGCAACUCACUCAGACAGUCGUGCCAGUUCCUCUCCACUCUUUCGUCGCCUUCAAAUCCUCAAUAUUUAUAUCAACCAACUUUAAGUCUCUGUUUGUAUUCCAAUUCAAAAUGAAUCUACACCCUGUUUCUUUUCAAAUGCUAUUCAAAUUCAAUACUCGGGUUCAUCAUUAUUCUAGAAGAACAGCCACCGAUCUCCACAUCCCUCCUUCUAUUCAAGAUUAGGUCAAUUUUCCAUAACUUAGAUUUUAAAAAAAUAUAUAUAUAUACAAAAAAUACAAACCUGCCAGUGGUGUGUUUCCACCAGACAGACUUGUUGUGGAUAAAACAUCAGUGCCUGAUGACGUAGUGCACACAAAAUGUACUUUUUCGCUUACGUUUUCAUGUACCGAAUAAAAAUCAAAAGUUCAAUGUGUUUCCAUCGCAUUUUCAACUCUACCAAUUUAGUUUUGUCGCAAACUGUAGCCUUAAAUAGUAAAUGUGCCUACUCUGGUCUUGGCACGUGCGCUCUAGCCAACAGCUGGCAGAUACUGUGCGGUUAGGCAAGUCUACAUGAUGAUAUUAUUAUGGAUAAGAGCGAGAAUAUCUUAUUUGUCAAGCAUCUCAUAAUGUCACCAGAAUAAGACCCUCAAUAUUUAUUGGAAAGGACCAUCAAGAUCACUGUGCACUUUCACCACCCUGUCAUCAUAACUUAUUUAGACUAUAGCCUAAUAAACUGCAUGGUUUCCCAAGUCGUAGUGGGAGGACCACACCAUAUCAUCGUGUGACUCCAAGUUUACUUCAAUAUGAUGGUUAUUAUAUCAAUAUUUGCGCAUAAAGGCAUUUCUACCACCGUUUCUCUUAUAAUUAAUUUUACCGACACAAAAAGAUUAUUGUCGAUGCUUGGCUGCUGUUUGACAAAUCAAAAUAAUCUUACUCUUUUGUCCAUAAUAAUCUCAUCAUGUAGGCUAUACCUGCACUGUAGCCUAAAUGUGAGCUGUUGACUAGAGCGCACGUGCCAAUACCAGAGUGGGCACACUCGCUAUAUAACGCAACAUUUUUGGUGAGAAAACCAUACAUAGAGUUGAAAAUGUGAUGGAAACCCAUUUAACUUGUUGUUUUUACGGUACAUCAGAAUUUUAACUGCAAAAGGUAUUUAUAUGUACAUUAGGUCAUCGCACACAGCCUUUUAUCAAUUUGAUGGUUGGAAAAUGCACAUUGUUUUUAUGCGGAUUUCUGAAUAUUCGCAUGGAAACCUAGCUAGUGAUCAAAGUCUGUUUUUCUGUUUCCGUCUUGUAGGAUGAAGGAGCACUAAGCACUUUGCACUAACUCUAGACCGAGAAGUGAACAGACUGGCCCUCUCAGCACAGACACACUGCAUCUUAUACCACUACCCUGGACUGGACCUUUUAACUGAGAUGAACUGAACCCACCCUGCCUGUGGUCAACUCUCUAUCUUAAUCCAUUCCCUACAAACCAGGGCACAGUUUUUCAAAAGUUAUCUGGAUUUCAAGUAAAUUAUUUGUCUGUUCUAUUAAUAUGCCUUUAAUCCUGUCUGAUAGGUUUUGAAAAACUGGGCCCAAGAGCUAGACCAUGUUCACAAAGAGACAUAGACAGACAACACUUCUUUCUAAAGGUCUGUUGUCACUGCGAUCUUGGCUGUACCUCCGUCCAUUCAGCAGUAGUUGACGUUAACUAGUGUGUAGCUGCAGCACCAAUUGGAACCGAAUGAAAGUCUAUGAAGAUUCAGUAGCGGAGAAUAACAAGCAACCAACCAAGCCAUCCUCUGAGCACAUACCACUUUUUUUUUUUACUUGUUCUACAGCACAUUGGGCCUUUAAAAAUAUAUUUUUUACUGUCACUUCUGCCUUAUGUAACCAAAGAUUGUGGUGAAAUGCAUAGUAAUUUAUAUGAAAAUAUUUAAAUGAUAUUUUCUUUUUUCUGGUGGUGAUCUAUGUAUGUUCUCUGUUUAGGAAGUAUAUGAAGGUACUGAUAUGUUGUAUUCUUAUAUGAUCAGCAAAUGAUGGUGCGGUUUGUUAUGUUUGGGGACUUGAAUACUACGAAUGUAACAUUUUGUGUUUGAGUAUGAAAUUCUAUAUACCAACUCCGAGGAGGAUCAACCAUUUUUCAAUCAGUUAUAUUUAUGCAGUGCAAUGUUGAAAACUGUGUGAUGUUCUUUAGUAUAUGUAGAAAAUACCAAAUGCCAUCACCCCAAACCUUAAAAUGCUCACAAAGUAAGAUAAUUCAUUCUGCCUUUAUUGUGAACAUUUUUAAAGGUGUUCCUGUGACUAAUGCUUGCUACCUCCGAGUCCUGCGAGUUUAAUGCGCCAAAUGAGUGAAGAAAGGUAGCCUAUGUACAGUGAGGGAAAAAAGUAUUUGAUCCCCUGCUGAUUUUGUACGUUUGCCCACUGACAAAGACAUGAUCAAUCUAUAAUUUUAAUGGUAGGUGUAUUUGAACAGUGAGAGACAGAAUAACAACA
Coregonus sp. 'balchen' is the source of this 20273-nucleotide messenger RNA. Lineage: Eukaryota; Metazoa; Chordata; Actinopteri; Salmoniformes; Salmonidae. The record is from the annotation of a GenBank genome assembly.